Messenger RNA from Erigeron canadensis, 2497 nucleotides. RefSeq names its product polygalacturonate 4-alpha-galacturonosyltransferase-like. Gene Ontology annotation, molecular function: polygalacturonate 4-alpha-galacturonosyltransferase activity. Bases 219 to 2261 code for a protein of 680 amino acids. The record is from RefSeq and is a predicted model, not a curated record. NCBI's taxonomy places the organism in Eukaryota, Viridiplantae, Streptophyta, Magnoliopsida, Asterales, Asteraceae. The transcript is spliced from 9 exons.
ACAAAAACAUCUCAUAAUAAUAUAAUCUUAGAACAAAGUGGCAUCGUUGCGAUUCCGAACGAAAUAAACAUAAUCUAUACGAAUGACAGUCAAUAAAUCCUUCAAAAUCUGUUGAAAAUCCUCAAAACAGAUCCUUAUUGACCGAAACGCAUAUCCAAACACCCCCAUUACAUCACUAAGUUAUUUGUGAUCAGGGUUUCUGAUUUUGUGAAAUAAAAAUGGGGAUCAAAAGGGGUGGAUCAAAUUUAGGGGUUCAUAGAAACAGAGCAAGUGGUGGAUCUCAGUUUCCAGUUUUGACCCUUUUGUUGGUUUUGAUUCUUGCUCCAUUCGUGUUCUACAUUGGUCGUGGGAUUCGUUCGACUAAUUCGAUUGAUGAAACUGAUUCCUUAAUUAGUCUUAGCAAACAUCAAAAAGAGUUGCAAGAUGUAGAUUGGAGAACAAAGCUUGCUUUGCAACAUGUUAAAUCUCUUUUCUCGAAGGAGGUUAUUGAAUCCAUAAAGGCCAAAACAGAUGAUCUUGGACCGUUGAGUCUUGAUUCUUUCCGGAAAAGCAACUUUUCUGCUUCUUGGAAGUUUGCUGGGCAAGAAAAGGUGAUUGAUACUGUUGAAAUACAAGAGCCCCAGAAAGCCAAAGAAGAUAAUUCUUUAGAUGCUGAUCAUUCUCAAAAUGCAUAUGUUGAUACACCCACAAGCCUAGCGAGAAGGCAAUUAAGAGACAAAAGACGUGAAGAUCGAGCAGCUAAUCUAUUGAAAUUAGAUGAUGACGUAAUUUUAAAGCUUGAAAAUGCGGCUAUUGAACGGUCAAAAUCAGUUGAUUCUGCUGUUCUUGGGAAGUACAGUAUAUGGAGGAAAGAGACUGAUAAUGAGAAUGUAGACACAACUGUACGCUUGAUGCGAGAUCAAAUUAUUAUGGCAAGAGUUUAUAUGAGCAUUGCUACUAUGAAGAACAAGACAAGCAUGGCUCAUGAACUGCAAAAUCGAAUUAAAGAAAGUCAACGUGCUUUAGGAGAUACAACUACAGAUGCUGAUCUUAAUCGCAGUGCCCCGGAGAAAAUCCAAGCCAUGGGUCAGUUGCUGUCAAAAGCUAGAGAUCAACUUUAUGAUUGCAAAUUGGUUACGGGGAAGCUGAGAGCUAUGCUUCAAUCAGCAGAUGAACAAGUUCGUAGCCUGAAAAAGCAGAGCACAUUUUUAAGCCAGUUGGCGGCAAAAACAAUUCCAAAUGGAAUUCAUUGUUUAUCAAUGCGCCUAACGAUAGAGUAUUACCUUCUCUCACCUGAGAAGAGAAAGUUCCCUAAAAGUGAGAAUCUUGAAAAUCCAAGUCUAUAUCACUAUGCUCUCUUCUCUGAUAAUGUAUUGGCUGCAUCGGUGGUCGUCAACUCUACAAUCAUGAAUGCCAAGGAGCCAGAGAAACAUGUUUUUCAUCUUGUUUCUGAUAAAUUGAACUUUGGAGCAAUGAAUAUGUGGUUUUUAUUAAACCCUCCUGGUAAUGCCACGAUCCAUGUAGAAAAUGUUGAUGAAUUUAAGUGGCUAAAUUCAUCAUACUGUCCUGUUCUUCGCCAAUUAGAAUCUGCUGCAAUGAAGGAGUUUUACUUCAAGGCAGAUCAUCACACAACUCUCUCAGCUGGAUCUUCCAAUUUGAAAUAUAGGAACCCAAAGUAUCUUUCAAUGCUGAAUCACCUUCGGUUUUAUUUACCGCAAGUUUAUCCUAAGCUGAAUAAAAUCCUGUUUCUUGACGAUGAUAUUGUUGUUCAGAAAGAUUUGACUGGGUUGUGGAAGGUUGACCUUCAUGGAAAAGUCAAUGGCGCUGUUGAAACUUGUGGUGAAAGUUUUCACCGUUUUGAUAAGUAUUUAAAUUUCUCGAAUCCCCAUAUUGCCCGUAACUUUGACCCAAAUGCAUGUGGAUGGGCUUACGGAAUGAAUGUGUUUGACCUCAAGCAGUGGAAAAAGUGGGAUAUAACUGGGAUUUAUCACAAGUGGCAAAAUAUGAAUGAAGACAGGGUUCUAUGGAAGCUUGGAACUUUACCUCCAGGAUUGAUGACGUUUUAUGGGCUUACACAUCCACUUGACAAAUCUUGGCAUGUACUUGGUCUUGGCUAUAAUCCUAGCAUCGAUAAGAGUGACAUUGAAAAUGCAGCUGUUGUUCACUACAAUGGUAACAUGAAACCAUGGCUAGAGUUGGCUAUGACUAGGUACCGUUCGUAUUGGGUCAAAUACAUCAAGUUUGAUCAUCCAUACAUUCGGGGUUGCAAAAUAAAUCAAUGAUUCACAAUCGAAGCACUCGAGGCUUUGCUGGUUUCCCACAUUGUUUAUUCUUGCGAGUUCGAUUAUAUUCUUUGUUAUUUUUUUCCUUGUAGUUGUUUUAGUUCUUCAACCCUUUGGUAGCCCCUAAUUUUGUAUCUGUGCAAGUGCAACUUUACUCCCCUAACUUGGCUAGGAGUAGGGGAAAAUAUAUAGUUGACCCUUUUUAUUUUGAAAUACAAAUCGAUACAUUUUUAUUA